Messenger RNA from Morus notabilis, 1583 nucleotides. Its product is annotated as probable indole-3-pyruvate monooxygenase YUCCA4. The record is from RefSeq and is a predicted model, not a curated record. Lineage: Eukaryota; Viridiplantae; Streptophyta; Magnoliopsida; Rosales; Moraceae. Gene Ontology annotation, biological process: auxin biosynthetic process. Gene Ontology annotation, molecular function: flavin adenine dinucleotide binding; N,N-dimethylaniline monooxygenase activity; NADP binding.
UCAAAAUUUUCUCUCUCCAUCUCUCACUUCUCGCAAUAAAAACCUCUGUUUUUCCCUCUUCCCCUGCCCUGUCUUCUUUCCAAGCAUUAAAAAUUCACUCUCUCUCUCCUUCUGAUCUCUCUCUCUCUUGACUCUUCUUCUUCUUCAUCAUCUCCAAUCCUAACCCUUUUCUUUAAAUUCUCAAAAAAGCAAAGCAAACUUGUCCUGUCUUUUCAGAACAGAGCUUUGCCUUCUCAUUUCUUCUUGAUCUUUAUCGUUUCUUUCCCACUUUUCUUGAGACUUUCCUCAUUUCCCCAACAUGGGUUCUUGCAAACAAGAACAACAACAACAAACGCCAAAACCAUGCAGCACGACUACAGUUUUGGUCCAAGGCCCAAUCCUAGUAGGCGCAGGGCCAUCAGGCUUAGCCGUCUCCGCUUCCCUCUCUAAACAAAACAUCCCUUCCCUCAUCCUCGAGAAAAGCGACUGCAUAGCCUCUCUGUGGCAACACCGAACCUACGACCGCCUCAAACUCCACCUCCCCAAGCACUUCUGCGAGCUCCCUUUCCUCGGAUUCCCCGAACACUUCCCCAAGUACCCCACCAAGCACCAGUUCAUCUCCUACAUGGAAUCCUACGCUGCCCACUUCAACAUCAAGCCCCGCUUCAACCAGAACGUCCACACCGCCAACUUCGAUCCCCUUUCCGGCUUCUGGACCGUCCGGACCGACGAUUCCGUCUACAUUUCUCGCUGGCUUAUCGUCGCUACCGGCGAGAACGCCGACCCCGUUGUGCCCGAGAUUCUCGGGAUUGACAGGUUUCAAGGGAGGGUUGUUCACACCAGCGGGUAUAAGUCCGGGUUUCAGUUCAGAAACCAGAGGGUCUUGGUCGUUGGGUGUGGGAAUUCUGGCAUGGAAGUUAGCUUGGACCUUUGUAGACACAAUGCCAUUCCUCACAUGGUUGUCAGAAAUACGGUCCAUGUUCUGCCUAGAGAGAUACUAGGCUUCUCAACGUUCGGAAUUGCAAUGGCGCUUGUCAAGUGGAUACCGCUAAAGCUAGUUGACAAGAUCCUUCUAUUAGCGGCAAACUUCACAUUAGGGAAUACUGACCAAUUAGGACUUAAGCGGCCGAAAACCGGUCCGAUUGAGCUCAAAAAUGCCACCGGGAAAACUCCUGUUCUUGACGUUGGAGCUUUGUCCCAAAUAAGAUGCGGAAAGAUCAAGGUGAUGGAACGUGUGAAAGAGAUAACGAGGAAUGGAGCAAGAUUUAUGGAUGGACAAGAAAAGGAGUUUGAUUCUAUAGUUUUAGCAACUGGGUACAAAAGCAACGUUCCUACCUGGCUCAAGAGUUGUGAUUUUUUUACCAAAGACGGAAUGCCGUUUCCUAACGGCUGGAAGGGAGAGAAUGGUCUUUAUACUGUUGGCUUCACAAGAAGAGGCCUCCUUGGAACGGCCUCUGACGCCGUUAAUAUUGCCAAAGACAUUGCUGAUCAGUGGAGGACAAGCAAGGAAUUAUGCAAGAACUCUUGUAAUUCCCAUCUUAUCCUAAUAAAAAAAUCAUAACCGGAUUCCAGUCGUAACGGAAAAAAAAAAUCCAAACAAAAAA